CCAUGAGUUUUUGUCCAACAAACUAAAUUAUUGGCGAGCUUUUGCACUCUUCAUUCCCUACAUUCCUGCGCCCCAAGGUCAGCCCUGUUGAUGCUCCGCUCCACGCCCCUCGCAUGUUGCCGCGUCUUUUCGGAGCCGCGCCAGCCCGAUUUCUAGCUUUGGAAAUCGUUACUUAUCCAGCGCUCAUGCGAUUCGCUUAUGCGUUGCUUCCCCAGUCGCUUUGUGGCACGCCUUCCCUCCGUACAUACCCUGGCAGAGUAUGUCUCCCCCAUCACCGACGGCUGCUAACAAUGUGCCAAAUCUCUCGCAACACCUUAUCCACUUAUCAGUGUAGUUAUAUAUGCUUGUACAUCCUUAACAAGAAAACUUCCCCAUGGAUAGCUCCGUCUUCCGUCCCUCUUCCGGGAGCGUAUGUACCCAAUAUGGAUGACUUGGUGUUCGACAACCCACGAAACAACCCGACCCGCCAGCAACACUUGAUUAAUCAAUCGCAGUGUUCCACUGGAUCAUUGCGUCACAAUAUUGCUUGAAGCACGAAGCACGAAGCAUACAGCAUUGCAGAGGCACACGGUCAUGGUCCAAGCAACGAAGUGGUACAAGGCGAACAUCUCAUCAAACAGUGAGAAACGGAUCUAGUCAAGAAUAAUAUUCGAAAUCUCCGCAUACAA
Cantharellus anzutake is the source of this 668-nucleotide messenger RNA. RefSeq lists its product as uncharacterized. Bases 114 to 530 code for a protein of 138 amino acids. The transcript has a single exon. The record is from RefSeq and is a predicted model, not a curated record. Lineage: Eukaryota; Fungi; Basidiomycota; Agaricomycetes; Cantharellales; Hydnaceae.